CGGGGCCGGAGCCACGGAGCUCCAGAAAUAGAAAACUUGCGCUGUUCAAGGCGGAAGGGGGCGGGUAGGGUUACGCUUUUACGCCGAGCUUCCUGAACUCUACCCGGAGUACUGAGAGUAAAGUAACCGUGGGGUGUCUGUGGGCACUGCUGCUCACCCCGGGCUCAGCUCCAUAGCUGGCACUGGCGUCUCAGCCCUCUCCAUCUACACGGAUUGCAGGAUCAGCUCCACUGCUAGCUCAGCUGCAGUAAUCAAAAUUGCUCUAGUGAUUACGAGCUGCAGGGAGAAACACUUGAUCGGUUUUAAAGUGUGCUUUUCCAAGAAAGGGGCUGGAAGAGACUCUGUUGGAUAUUCUGCAUUAUAUUCCAUGCAGAAAACUGCUGUUCCAGGGAGCAAAAAGGGAGGAUAAUCCCACCUCUUUGCUGGAUUGACUCUUAACUCGAGAUUAAGCAACAAUGGUGUUUGUGAAGAGCGGAUGGCUGCUUCGGCAAAGUACUAUUUUACGGCGUUGGAAGAAGAACUGGUUUGAUCUGUGGUCUGAUGGCCGCUUAAUAUUCUAUGAUGAUCAAAAUCGCCAUGAUCUAGAAGAUAAAAUCCACAUGCGAAUCCACUGCAUCAACCUCAGAGUGGGGAAUGAAUGUCGAGAUUUCCAGCCUCCAGAGGGGAAGCAGAGAGACUGUUUACUGCAGAUUGUUUGCCGUGAUGGGAAGACAGUCAACCUCUGUGCAGAGAGUGCAGAUGACUGCCUGGCAUGGAAAAUUGCUCUUCAGGAUGCCAGAACAAACACAGGCUACGUGGGAUCUGAUGUGAUGUAUGAUGAGACUGCCAUUUCCUCGGCCCCUCCUCCCUACACAGCUUAUGCCACACCAUCCCCUGAGGUUUAUGGCUACGGCUACGAUCAGUACAAUGGUGCGUAUCCUCCGGUAGGCCCUCAGAUCUUCUAUGCCUCCAACGGACAAGCUUACGCUCUUCCCUAUCAGUAUCCAUACCAAGGACCUUAUGGCCAGCCCCCUGCAAACCACGUCAUCAUUCGAGAGCGUUACCGUGACAGCGAUGGAGACCUUGCACUGGGCAUGCUGGCUGGAGCAGCAACUGGAAUGGCUCUGGGAUCAUUAUUUUGGGUCUUCUAGAUUACCCUUUCCUUAUCUCUGUAGUUCCAAACCCCUUUAUUGUGUGCAAUAAUACAUUGGCAAUGUUGUUUACUGUUAAACUUUGAAAAAUGCAAUAGUUAUUUUUCAGUAGUGACAUCUUAAUAACUGAUUCUUAACUGUCUUAAUGAGAGUUUAAAGGCAUCGUUUAGUUAAGUGGUUGGAGAUGUUCAGAAUUAUAAGGAUCAAUAUGAGCACCAGUGUCACGUGGUAUCAGUCACCUGCUUUAUGAACAGGUGUUCAUAACAGGCUGUUACUGGAAACACCAUAGGAAAAAUGAUUUUUUUGGGAGAAGCAGUCUUAAGAUCUAGUUCAAGUAAGAGGUUAACAGGAGUCCUGCAUUAGUAUACACAUACUGCUGGCUUUUAAACAUUCCCUGGAAAAACACAGAGCUCAGCAGAGAUUCCUUGGCAUUAGACAGUCUGCCUUGCUUGAGGGUUUCUUUUCUUUUCAGACUUGACUGCAGAUGGUAAUGUGUUCUCUUAGGUGGAACCCUCUACCUGUCUCUCACACCAUCCAGGUGAAGUUGUCUCUGAGAAUGCAUGAGCAAACCAUUAAGAAGCGGCAGCACUCCUCAAUUCUUUUAUUCUCUCAGAAAUGUGAAUGACCUGUGGCAAGGAAGAGCAGUGCUUGUUGUUCUAGCUCCUCCUUUAUCCUGGAUGACUUUUCUCUGGUCAGAUGGAAGUUAGCUCUUUAGAUCUUUAGCUUUGAGCUCUCUGCAGAACAGCAGACUCGGACUCUAUGCCAGCAGCACUGUUAGGAACCAUCCAUUGCCCAGCGUCUCUGCUCGUUCCUGCCAUGGCUCUGCAGAGGCUGCAGGAGGAGAAGGAACUUGAGCAGCCCUUGCUGUGUUGGGCCUGCCAGCCCCUCUGCAGGCAGGAGCAGUCAGGAGGGGAGAGAGCAAAACAAGUAGAGCUUGCACACAGGCACUUUGAUACCAGCUGCUUUGCCAGGGCUAGGAUAAGAUGCCUGCCUCUUAGCCACCAAGGUUUCCUGAACCAGGUUCCUUAUUUGCAACUAAUAAUUAACUGACCCAGCUGAGCUUGGGUUUCUUUUAUGCACAUUUCCCCCUCACAUUCAGCAGGUCUUCUCUUCCCUCCAUGACUUGUUGAGAAAAACACUCCAAGGAACCUGUCUGGCUUUGCUUGGAUGCAUGGUUUCUCUGCACAGUGUGCUGUGGAGUGCAGCUGUUCUGUGUGUUACAUGGCCUGUUCUAAUCCUUGCUGAGCUGUGCUUGGCAGGGAAAGAAUGCUCUGAAGAAAUGCAUGGGCUUUCUUGUUCAGGUGAAUGAGGCAGGGUGCCCAGGUUGAGUUCUUACAGCAAGAGGACUUAUUUUUAUACUUCCACAUUUAGCUUCCCAUAUUCGCAUACUGUUUUAAUGUUAAGUCUUACUUAUGAUUCCGUUCAGAAGAAGGUUAAUUUCCUUAUGGUUCACAGGGUCUUGUGUCAGGAAAGAUGAAAAUAGAUGAGAACUUGCACCCAUAUAAAUUUAGCUGAAGUCCCGAUCUUCUCCAUUUAAUCCUAAAACUCUCUUGGCUCUACUUAUUUAAGUAAGAGGUCCUGGACAAGAGUUUGGGUAGCAGCCAGGAAAAGCACUAGGCUUUCAUGAGCCUUAGGACUAACUCAACCAAGUGGAAUCACUGGAAGUAAACCAAUGUAAUUGUGGCUGCUUUACUGGGAGUAGCUUAAUCCAGGAGGGUAAACUGCUUUCAGGAGGCUGGCUCUGAGCUGUACACCAAUGUGUAAGCAUGUCCUUUCACAGGUUAACGCAAGCUGCACGUGUUCUGCCAGUCAGAUGUACUGAAAGGACAUUCUGGAAGUGCAGAAGAGGACUAAAGUGAAAGUUUCCUAUUGCUAGUCCAGACCAAAAGAAAUUGCAGUACACUAUUGAAGCUCUCUUAGAGACCUGGCAGCCUUGAGGUCAGAAAGGGAUGGAAUGUAAGUGAACAAAAGUGUCUACCCUUUUAAAAAGUUCUUUAACAGGUGAAUUUGAUUACAGGUCUAUGCUGCUCUUUGGUUUGUGCUUUGCAGUAAUGAGUUCUGCAGAAUGCCUCCAUGUCUUCUUCUUCUUCUGUGAUUCUUAACCUGUAAGGAGUAGGGGAGAAUAAAACAAUUGGGCUUCAUAUGAUUUUUUGAAUUUCAUAAUGAUUGGGAAAGAAUAGCACAAAGUGAAUCAGCUGGGUUUUUUGUUUUGGUUUGGGCUUUUCUUUCAGAAGAACUGUUAGUCACAGCAGGGGGACCCCUCUUUUGUGUUUUCAAGAGAUAACUCUGUCUAGGUCUCUGGUUUCUUAAAGUAUAUGAAAUAAAGAUUGUUGAUUGCAAAACAAUUUUCCUGGGUUGAAAUUCAAAAAAACAAAAAUCUUUUUAAAAGUUCAAGUUGAAGUAAUUCUCCAUUAAGAAAAUAACCUUACACUUCUCAAUGGAAAAACACGUCACAAAUUGAAGCCAAAGAUUCUAGUUUAGCAAUAGGCUGCUAUUAUGCAAAAAUCAUGAACUGUUUUCUAUCUCAGAAGCACAGGCAUUUAGAAGCCAGAAAGCAAGUGUACAAAACUCUGCUAGAGCAUGAAAUCAAGGGCACAGUUGCUUGUAGCCCUGCACGUGCUUGUAGUCUUUCUGAGCUCACUGCAGAGACAGAAGUGGAAACAUCCUGGUGUGCAAAGCAGCAGCAUGGGGACUGCCACCUGAAGUCCCUGGUUGCUGAAGCUCCGACUUACUUCCUGAAGAAUGCCUAUGUCUCCUGUUGGAACAGAGCAGAGCUUUGCUCAGAUCCACAGUACUGUCUGGCUGGAUACACAGUCGUGAAUCAACAGCCUUCCUCUGCCCGGCUUUGCACUUCAUGUAUCUGCAGUUGGUGUGGAUGCUGCUGUGAGCUGAAGGAGGUGGGAUUUGGGGCUUGGAGGGUCUGCCAUGCCAGGUUCUGCAGAGCAGUGAUACCACAGUGAUGGCAAGAGGCAGCAGGUAUGGCAAGAGAAUUUUCAAAGCAGAUUGAAAUGAUAGUUUGUUUCUGAAUGGUCAUUCAGAACUAUAAUUCCAGUUAGGUUUGCAUAGCAUGCAAGCACACAUUCCUGCUUUGGGCCCAAUACUUAAGCCCCUGAAGCUAGGGGAGGUUCACGGGUACCACAGUGCCGCUGGUUUUGUGCAGCGUACACCGUCAGGCAAGGAUAAAUCUGUUGUACAGCAGUGCCGGUGCUGAUGGAGGUCACGAGUCUACAUGUUCAUCUGGGACUUAGUACUUUUGGCCUCUCAGUUAUGGGCAGCUGGAAAGAGCCAGGCUUCCUGAGAGAGGGGUGGGAAUGCUCAGCCUCCCGAUAAGUCUGACCACACUAAAGAGGUCAACCAGGGCCCCCUCCUGUAUUCUCAGUUACAUGUGAAAACAUAGCUGUUGGCUUCUUUUGCAUGAAUUUGAGGGAGAGCCAGUCUCUUCUAGUGAGUGGGUAAAGGCUAAUGCACUAGGGAGGGGGGGUGGGCAGUGUUUCUGUACAGGACAGCUGCACUGCAACUGCAACUUCCAGCAAAGACACAUCUUCCCCAGUGCCAAAGCACAUUCCGAGCACUGUCUAGAUGUCUGCCCUGCAGUCAUCCGACACUGGCUUACUUUGGUUUGUUCAGUGAGGGUUCAGUAGGUGAUGGGACCAGCUACGCAAGUGGAAUAGAGGAGAACAUUCACACCCACGUUCCUCAGAUGUGUUUGUGCUUUUCCUCCUCGGUAUAAGACUGUGUAAGACAUAGAGGGUAGCAUGCAACAAGUUUCCCCUCCAGAACCUUUAUGUUCUUGUGCACUCCCUGUCUUUACUGCAGCUUUUACUGUAUGUCCUCAUUCUCAUUAUUAAUUUAUAGCAAAAUAACCAUAGCAAUAAAAGUCAUAUUUAGUGUAA
This is a messenger RNA of Hirundo rustica (Barn swallow), 5023 nucleotides long. It is a transcript of the gene PLEKHB2, whose product is annotated as pleckstrin homology domain containing B2. Gene Ontology annotation, biological process: regulation of cell differentiation. Bases 456 to 1130 code for a protein of 224 amino acids. The record is from RefSeq and is a predicted model, not a curated record. Gene Ontology annotation, cellular component: membrane. The transcript has 8 exons. NCBI's taxonomy places the organism in Eukaryota, Metazoa, Chordata, Aves, Passeriformes, Hirundinidae.